UUGCUCUCCAAGUCCCAACACAUUCACACUCUGUAAAGACUCGGUUCUCUCAGUUUGCUGCUCUCUUUGUGUUCAAGAAAGUGGUCGUGCGAAGACGAAACAGACUUUUGACUUGCUCCAGAGAUGUCAAGCGAAGUCCCCAAUCUUCCUCGCGAUGUGAUGUUCGACAUCCUCUCAAGAGUACCCAUCAAAUCUCUCCUGCAAUUCAGGUGCGUAGCCAAAUCAUGGCCUCCUCUAAUCGCUCAUCCUCACUUCAUCAAGCUUCAUCUCGCACGAUCCACCUCCGACCCUACACAGGGUUGUCACUUCCUCCUUUACUAUGAAUCCAGCGAUUACACCAAAGAUUCAUACUCUUUGCGUUGCAUAAACACAUUCGAUGAACACAUGAAUCUUGAAUUCCCAUUCAAGAGUGUUCAUGGAUACAUAAGAAUUGUGGGUUCGAGUCGAGGGUUAAUCUGUUUGUUCGAUACUAAUUAUUUCACAUAUAUUGGUAGGAUUAUUCUGUGGAACCCUGUAAUUAGGAAGUCUAAAUUUAUUCCCAAUUCACACCUUUCUCAUCGGUUUCGUGAUUCUUUUUCUCAUAUGGUUGUUGGGUUUGGGUUUGUUUCCAAGAUUGAUGAUUACAAGGUAGUACAGAUUUUGUAUGAUUCGGACCGUUUAGCUAUACCUGAUGUGUUGGUUUAUACCAUGAAGAGUAAUUUUUGGAGAAAAGUUGGGGCUGUGGCUCCAUGUUAUAUUCCGAAAUGUUGGACUAAUAAUGUGUAUGUGAAUGGAACUGUGCAUUGGAUGGCGUAUAAGAGACCGAAGGAAGAUGGUGUCUGUGACUCAAUCAUGUCAUUUGAUAUGAGUGAUGAGGUUUUUUGGGAGAUGGGUAUGCCCAAUAACCUCAGUCUUAACUACAAUAAAGUCCAUUUGGCUGUUUCGGAUUCUGGGGAGUCACUGGCUCUAAUUCUCUAUUUUGAAAGUGGACUUGGUGACUGGUGGGAGAUAUGGUUCAUGAACGAGUAUGGCGUGGUAGAGUCAUGGACGAAACAAUUCAUAAUUGAGCAAGCUCAAAUCUCAUUCCCUUUGUGUUUUCUGAAUAAUGGUGAACUUCUAUUUGUAUUGUACAAUGGAAAGCUGGUUUUCUAUGACCCUGGGGACCAACAAGUUAAGGAUCUUGAAAUUUACGGUUUACCAGGUUCCUUUCGUGUUGUUAGUUACAUGACGAGCCUAGUGUUACUGGACGGAGGAAAUGAAGUCUUGGAGUAGGAGAGUUUGUUUAAUAGAAUAUGUAUGAUAGUGCAUUUUUGUUAAAUUUAUUGGAGGAGAUGACAGCGUGAAGAGACAUUAACAAGAAAAAGGGUUAGAAGAAUAAAAAUGGGAGAAUCAACAGAUGCAAGGCUAUUAUGUAUUCUGUUCAUCAAGCGUUUUAUCUCAUUACUGUUCUUGAUUGUAAUACUACCUAUUGCCUGUCAAAAGUAAAUAUCAGUUAUAUUUAUGAAAAUCAGAAUGAGCAAUGUAGUAAUGUUCUAUUAGUUCUCUAGGUGCUCAUACAGUUGUAAAAUAUCAUAAUAUUGGCUUACUUAUAUACAUUUAUAUUUUUCACAGACUUAA
Messenger RNA from Cornus florida, 1596 nucleotides. Its product is annotated as F-box protein At3g07870-like. NCBI's taxonomy places the organism in Eukaryota, Viridiplantae, Streptophyta, Magnoliopsida, Cornales, Cornaceae. The record is from RefSeq and is a predicted model, not a curated record. Gene Ontology annotation, molecular function: protein binding. The coding region runs from base 124 to 1251 and encodes 375 amino acids. The transcript has a single exon.